AAUUGAUGAAUCAAGUAUAUUUUUGAUAAUAAUGCAGCUUUCUGAUAGCGAUAAUUGCAAAGAAAAAUUCUUAAUCAUAUGCAAUAAUCAUCUUAGAAUAAAAGACAACAAAUAUACAGAAGCUUAUCCAACAGGUGGAUUUACACAUAGUAUGGGUUGUGAAGCAUUGCUUCAACGUUCAUAUAUAUCAAAUAAAAUUGAUAUCAAGAACGCAAUUAUUAGUAAUUUAGAAAAUUCUGGAUCGUUUAAUAUUCCAUAUGUACAAGAUUCAUAUGAUAAUUAUGAAGAUUUAGAUCAUCUUUGCCAAUUAGAUGACUUAUAUAAUGUAUCUUUGAAUAAUCAAGUAGCUAACAGAGUUAGUCUACAACAGGGAAAAUCUAUGCUGUUUACUUCUAAAGAGACUUUCAAAUGUACCAAUUUUUCAAAAUUUCAGUCAUUGAUUGACAGUGGAAACAUAAAUGGACACCAUGCCAUUGUGUUUGGAUUUAUAUGUGCAGUUCUAAAGAUAUCAAAACCUCAUAUGUUACAAAUGUAUUUAUUCACUGUUUUACGGACAAUAAUAACAAGUCUUGUUCGAUUGGGAUGUAUUGGACCUAUUGAGGUGAAUUACAAAAGAUAAAGCUUCAUAAAAGUUCAAAAUUUAUAAGUAUAAAAACAAA
Molecule: messenger RNA, 659 nt
Organism: Centruroides sculpturatus (bark scorpion)
Lineage: Eukaryota; Metazoa; Arthropoda; Arachnida; Scorpiones; Buthidae
Product: urease accessory protein F-like
Exons: 7
Coding region: 32-619 (195 amino acids)
Molecular function (GO): nickel cation binding
Source: RefSeq, a predicted model, not a curated record